AUGAAUUAGGGCCGGUUGUACAAGUGUGAAGUUCAGGGAUGGUUUAACUAAACUACGCCCAAGUUUUGAGCGUAGUUUUCGUUUAACCUCGUUGUACAAACUGCGUUCAAACUUCGUUUACCAAAACCACAAUUUUCUGUUGUUGGCAACGUGCAAACAUGCGCAUAAAGAAUUAAUUGGAUAUUUGUUGUGAAUAAACUUAACCUUCAAUCAAUACUAGUUUAUUUAUAACGAUGUGCUCUAACGAAAAAAAAGUGCGUGCAGCCAAUUUUACCGCGAAAGAAGAGGCAAUAUUAACCAGUUUAGUAAAACAAUAUGAACAUGUCUUAGAGUGCAAAAAAACAGAUGCGGUUACGAACCAACAAAAGACCGAAGCCUGGUCAAAUGUUGCUCGGGAGUUCAAUGUAGUAAACGACAGCCACCGUAGUGAAGCUGUGUUAAAAAAGAAGUUCGAAAAUCUAAAGAAAAGGGUGAAAAAGAAACUGUCUGAAAAUAAAACGUAUUCAAUGGGAACUGGGGGUGGUCCUUACAAAGACACCCCAUUAAAUGACACCGAAGAGGGCAUUAAAGAUAUACUUGGCCCAAGAGCAGAGGGAUUUCAAUCACAAUUUGAUGGGGAUGCUAUUGAAAUUGAAAUACCAGAAACAGACGACCUGCAAGUUAGUAAUGAGAUGAUAGUAGAGUUUGGUAACGAUCACGACUACAGUUCGACCGUAAAACCAUCUGCAACAGAUGAUAUCGAAAAUAAUGGUGAUAAAAACUGGAAAAAGUACACACCUAAUAUGCUUAAAAGAAAAAAAUCAGCUGCGCUUUGUGUAAACACCACUGAUACAUCCCAGGGUGUUAUUAACAAGAAGAUUUCGCAGUGGGCAGAGGCUAAAACAAAACUGGAAGAGAGAAGAAUGGAAGGUGUUUUGGAAGAACAAAAAGUAAAAUUAAAACAUACGGAAGAGGAACAUAAGUUAAAUUUAGAAAUAAAAAAGACAAAAUCUGAGUUCGAACUAGAAUGUAUGAAAGAAGAACACAAAUUAAAAAUGGAAAUUUUGAAGUUACAAAAAGAUAUGUUAUUAAAAAAUGUUAAACAAUAAGUUUGUUCGUAAUAUACACUGUACACUAUGCUAAGCGAUUAAAGUAUUCGUGAAUAAGG
Molecule: messenger RNA, 1147 nt
Organism: Photinus pyralis (common eastern firefly)
Lineage: Eukaryota; Metazoa; Arthropoda; Insecta; Coleoptera; Lampyridae
Product: myb/SANT-like DNA-binding domain-containing protein 3
Exons: 5
Coding region: 234-1088 (284 amino acids)
Cellular component (GO): nucleus
Source: RefSeq, a predicted model, not a curated record